This is a messenger RNA of Boeremia exigua, 1710 nucleotides long. RefSeq lists its product as uncharacterized. The coding region runs from base 1 to 1710 and encodes 569 amino acids. The transcript has 3 exons. The record is from RefSeq and is a predicted model, not a curated record. NCBI's taxonomy places the organism in Eukaryota, Fungi, Ascomycota, Dothideomycetes, Pleosporales, Didymellaceae.
AUGCCCCACUGUGGGACCCAGUACAACGAGUGGUAUCCGCAGUAUGGCGCAUCGACGACCUAUGAGACUAUUGGUGUCGACAUCGAGCCAGCACAGAUGGCCGGCAUCUACUAUCAAGACAUCUUACCGCGCAUCACGGCCGAUCUAGCGUCUGUUUCAAUUGAAGCAUAUCAACCUAGUCUUUGGAGCGAUUACAUGACUCAAGGUCUGCAGCGCAACAUGAACUACGAUCAUACAAGCAGUAAGACUACCCCGCUCCGCAAUUGGAUAUUUCCACCACCAAUGUCUAAUAUUGAGGAUCGGUGGGGGUCUCGCUUUUUUCUCGCUGGCAUUCCCAGCAAUACGACAACAGGCAUUCUCCGGGAACACGCAAUGAGAUUCAACUCUUCAGUCUCACGCAGUAAGAUCGAGCGAGCACUAUUUCCAACAUCUUGCUCUGGCGAAGAGCCUUUCAUUGCUUCUUUUGAGAUGAAAGAUGAUAUCAGCGCGCGCAUAUGUGUUCCCGGCAAGCUUGGCGUCUUCCCAUGGACUACAAGUCGCAAUAGGCAGGACAUCGUUGAGGAGCUCUACCUAGAUAUGUGGGGUACUUACAAGUACCGAGCUGCUGAUUCAGAUGGGGAUGACACCAACGUGACGGUCCACUGUGAGGUGAAAACUACCCGCGGAUACUUCGAGCUUGGAAACCUUAGCAACAAUGGCACAUAUGGUUCGCUGUUGCAAGAUUGGCCAGAUGCAGACGUUAUGGCGCGAGACUUCAAUGACCUGGUGAGCGAUGACAAAACGGCGUUUGUGCCCACUGAAUCGGACGACUUCGUGGGCGAUUCUCUUCGACCGAACGUGUCACAUAAUCUAGGCAUCCCGUCAAUGUACUGGAAGGCAUCAGGUCCGCUUACACUGUCCGCUGUUGCCCUUUUCGGUAACAUAUCAUGGUUCAACAAUGUGUCAAAGUACUCAGCCAACAAAACUCACGAUUCGACGACAGCAAGCGGGGAUCAAUCCUCGUGGUACCGAAUGUGUGCAGGCAUGCCGUUCAGCACACUCUCUGGAUUGUAUGGUGCUAGGUGGUACUUCCAUGCUGCUGGAUCCUGCCAGUCUUCACUCGAGAACCAGAUGUUUUUUGGCUCGACGAAUCAGUACGAUUCCCUGCUGAAAUUGCGAUACCAAUGGCUGAAGCAGUUCGCCCCUCCAACUCGCUCUAAUGACACCGGGCGUCUGGAGGCACUACUACAAAUCAGCGCUUCUGUCACCAAUCAAGCACUCCUCAAUCACUAUGCGCCAACCGUUGAUCAUACACUUCUGGGUGGAGGCGAUUUCCGAGGUCGAAAAGUAUACACUUCGCCGGGAUACCCAGUCCUGAAACCCGAUGUAUCUGUCGCCGUAUUGUCGGUAAUGGCCAUCCUCAUCGGGUUGCAGCUGCUUGGACUUCUGUGCUUAGCAUGGUACAUCUACCUUGUGCCUUCAUGGACAGUUUCCCUGGACGCUAUGGCAGUAGCACAUAUUGGGGCACGACUGGGACAGCAAGAUCUCUUGCUCACUGGUGUUAGUGGGGAUCGUGACAGAGACGCUCGUGCAUUACAAAAAGUGGACGGCCUUAUUGACGUGGUGAACGUGGAGGAGGGAGACUAUGAGUCGGAUACGGAGUUGCAACAGCUAAGCAGGCCCUCCAGCCUUGAAGUGGACAGUCACUCGCGGUCGCGAUUGCAGUCCUAG